AUGUCUGAGCCAACGGAUAGAGAGGCGCAAGACAAGGCCAACCUAACGAGAAUUCGUGACAAUCAAAGACGUUCUCGUGCUCGACGAAAAGAAUAUCUCCAGGACCUGGAACAAAGGCUCAGAAUUUAUGAGCUUCAAGGCGUUGAGGCAUCCGCAGAGAUACAGCAAGCCGCACGAAGGGUUCUUGACGAGAACAAGAAACUUCGAGUUCUACUUAACGAACAAGGUGUUACUGACAGCCAAAUCGAGUCAUUCCUCCAGGCAUCCAACACCGCUGUUAGUUACACACCCCAGGGACCCACCGCUGCCGAGGAAUCUGUGAUACAAGCCCUCAGUCGACUUUUAGCACCUCGCCAUCCUAGCUUUGACUCUGUGGGCACCCCAUUGAUUUCACCAGGAUACGAUGACGACUCGCGCCACAGUAGUAUCCUAUUUCAUACAACGAAUGCGGACCCUUCAAAUAGUAGGCCGCUUCUUAUUCCGACCGGAGAGUUGCGGCAUUCCGCUCCAUCCCGGACUUAUGGGUCGAAUAGGCUGGACGAAGAUGCGCAAACCUACCAUAGUGCCUUGAGCAGCAGAAACAGUCUCGAUCUGGACGGUAUGACUUUGAACACACCAGUUCAAAGACCGAGCUUGCAUCUUGCACGGCAAUCGAUAUCCGACCCAACGGGAAUGUGGAGCGACACACCGUCUCAGAUCUCACCGGUCUCCACACUUCCAUUGCAGACGAGCCUGAUCUCGCAUAGCCAUACAUACUUGGACAAUGUACAAUACGCCCAGCACCAGGCUCCUGCUUUCUCAUCUCAUUGGCAUUCGGGUUUGGGAUCAGGGUCAACCUCCGGCAGUAGGGGGAUGCUCAACCAUGAUGUACUACCGACGGUGUCUCACGAGUCAUCACAAAUAGACAAUUUUGACGAAAGUAUGGAAGAAAGCGAGUACCAUGGGAGGGGCUUCUGA
Molecule: messenger RNA, 957 nt
Organism: Truncatella angustata
Lineage: Eukaryota; Fungi; Ascomycota; Sordariomycetes; Amphisphaeriales; Sporocadaceae
Exons: 2
Coding region: 1-957 (318 amino acids)
Source: RefSeq, a predicted model, not a curated record